This is a messenger RNA of Closterium sp. Naga37s-1, 687 nucleotides long. Lineage: Eukaryota; Viridiplantae; Streptophyta; Zygnematophyceae; Desmidiales; Closteriaceae. The record is from the annotation of a GenBank genome assembly.
AUGUCUGCUCCUUCUCCUUACACUGAGCAGUCCGGCGGUCUUACAGAGCGUCGUGAGCCUGCGUCUCGUCCUGUCUUGCCUGUUCGCACUGCUCGUCAUGUUCCUCGUUCGCGUCCUCCUCCUGUCCCUGGCACGCACGCCAUGACCCUUCGUUCUUCCUCUGUUCCCCUGCGUGUUCCUCUGCUUGCUCCUCCUGUAUCCUCUCUUCCUGAGGUCCCUGACCCUGAGUCUGACCGUGCUCGUGCUGCCAGUCCCAUUGUCUCUCAUCUCCUCGCCACUGCUGUCACUGACCCUUCGUUUGAGUCUGCUGGUGCGUCUGCUCUCGAUGCUGAGCUGCUUGACUUUGCUGCUGCCUGCCGUCUAGACUACACCACUGUUCUCGUUGUUGAGUCUGCGUCUACCAGUCCUCCGUCCAUCGGGGGUGAGUGUGCUCUUGGCACAGACAUCGUUGAGGACAGGCAGGAGGACUUUGAGUGUCUUGCAGCUGCUGUACCUCGUUUCGCUUCCAUGCUGCUUGCCCCUGAGGGAGACCCGGAUGCUCCAGACAUCCCGACCCCGCGCUCUUACGCAGAGGCGAUUAUGGGUCCUUACUCCUCUCACACAGCCUUCCUGCAGGGCAGCCUGCUCGAGGAGAUCUGGCUGCGCCGACCACCUGGUUUCCUUGGGACGUUUCCUGCAGGUACUUAG